AUGGCCACAGAUAAGACUUUAUCAUCAUCAUCAUCAUCAUCAUCAGGGGUGGUACUCACAGGGGUGGGAAACCUAAUCAAGCUUCUCCCCACUGGGACUGUCUUCUUAUAUCAAUUCCUUAGUCCAAUUUUAACCAACAGUGGCCAAUGUCACAUGAUCAACAAGUACCUGACUGGUAUUCUUCUUGGUGUCUGUGGCUUCUCUUGCUGUUUUUCAUCUUUUACUGAUAGUUACAAGGGUAGUGAUGGAUUGAUUCAUUAUGGGAUUGCAACCAUUCAUGGCCUCUGGUCAUCAACAUCGUCAGUGGACUCGUCGUCGGUGAACUUAUCUAAGUACAAGCUUAGAAUAGGGGACUUUGUUCAUGCCUCUCUAUCGUUGCUUGUGUUUGCAGUGGUUGUGCUAUUAGACUCCAACACCAUGGACUGUUAUUAUCCAACGUUUGAGUCCACCAGGAAGACACUGGUGAUGACUUUGCCUGCUGUGGUUGGUACCUUUGCAAGUUCAGUGUUUGCCUUCUUCCCCAAUGAUCGUCAUGGAAUUGGGUACCCUAAAAGCCAGACUACUGCUGCUGAAGACACACCCCUAGUGAGCAUCUCAACCCAAGGAGCAAACAAAUAAGGGAAUUAUGAGUAGUGUUCUUAUCUAGUAGAUGCAUAUAUGGUUCCUGCAUG
Molecule: messenger RNA, 671 nt
Organism: Macadamia integrifolia
Lineage: Eukaryota; Viridiplantae; Streptophyta; Magnoliopsida; Proteales; Proteaceae
Product: protein DMP2-like
Exons: 1
Coding region: 1-618 (205 amino acids)
Biological process (GO): endomembrane system organization
Source: RefSeq, a predicted model, not a curated record